AUGUCCCUAAACCAAGACAAAUAUCAUGCUAAUGGUAGUUUACCUUUGCCAGACACAUCAAGAAGUGUUUUUGAAUCUCCCGAGUUCAAAAAUCAUGAGAAGAGGGUAGUUGAUGGGGAAAAGCUACAUAAGAUUUUAGGCGGCUUUAACGAUAUCAACGGAUUCGAUCCCAAAAUAUUCGGGUUUGAAGCAGGAAACAACAUGAUGAAUAUGCUCAACCUUGAUUUUGAAGCAAAGACUUUUGAAAUAUUGAAGGCCCAUAUCUUGAGGGUUAUGCUUUUAUUGACUAUACAUAUUCAAAUGCAAAUCUUGAGCAUUUUCAAUGUGGUCAAUGAUAUUAUGGAGUUGGUAGCUAUUAUUUUGCUCUCACUUUCAAUGGAAGUCCAAGAUAAAGCAAGUUAUUCCAUGGAAAACAACUUUCACGGGUUGAGAGGGAAGGUUGCAAGGAUUUAUUACUCAUUUAUUCUUUUACCACUGAUUUGUGUUCGUGUUGCAUACCAUAUUGGUGUUUGCUACUCUCCAACUGCAAUAAGUGGUAUCCAAGACGGUUUGCCUUCGAAAGAAUACAUUCCAGAAAGUGUAACCUUACUUUUAAAGAUGAAUCAGUAUACUGUUGUUCCACCACCAAAGCUCCCCCAACCCUGGUUGGAUGCAAAUAAAAAAAUACAAGUUCCUUCGAAGAAAGAAGUUCAAACUGUUCUUUCGAUCAGAAAUGAAUUUUUCACUCAAAGAGGUACUUUUAUGGCUCUGGAAAAGCUACGAAUCUCAAGUGAGAUAAGUAGAUUUGUGUGUUGGAAUUUGUUGAUUCCAGGAGUUGAACGGAUAAACGUGUAUGAGGAGUUUGGCUAUUUAUGGUCCGAUUCAUGCAGCGCUCCAGUAUUAGAACAGUUAAGGGUUUUGGAAACCUUGAUUAUUAAUGAGUUACAUUCUAUGAAAAAGGAUAGAGCGGUUUCCAUACGUAAGAUCAAGUUAGUUUGUAUCUCCGGGGAAGUCACCCUUGACAUGUCAUUUGAUAAUUUAGACCCUGUUGCAACUGUGUUAAGCUCUUAUGACGAAGAUUAUACUCCAGGUAACGAUCAAACGUUAUAUGUUUAUCUUUGUGAUAAACUGAACCGUGAUCUAUUGGGAAACCAGUCAAAUGAGACAAUUCCUCAAAUGACAGAUUUAAUAGUUGCAGCCGAUAAAAAAAACUCAUUAUCUUUACAGACGCGAGGUUAUUUCGCAGUUGACAGCUACAAUAAUUUGAAAGAGUCGGUGGUUUAUUCUACGGCAUCCAGAUUUGGAUAUAAUGUUUACUUAAAAGCUUUAUUCUAUUACUCCAAAAGCUUGGUGAAGGAAACAGAUACCGACAGAUCUUCAGUAACUGUUUCUUCACAGAGUGUAACCAGUCAGGGUCUGGCACCUGGCCACUAUUUAGUUAAGUUUUUCCAAAGAAUUCUUCAGUUAAGACCCUUUGAUGUCAACUCUAGCGUGGUACCAAUGGAAGAUGAAGGCCAUUCUGAAUCUAAUCAAUAG
Molecule: messenger RNA, 1515 nt
Organism: Hyphopichia burtonii NRRL Y-1933
Lineage: Eukaryota; Fungi; Ascomycota; Pichiomycetes; Serinales; Debaryomycetaceae
Exons: 1
Coding region: 1-1515 (504 amino acids)
Source: RefSeq, a predicted model, not a curated record